Molecule: messenger RNA, 4175 nt
Organism: Oryza sativa Japonica Group (Japanese rice)
Lineage: Eukaryota; Viridiplantae; Streptophyta; Magnoliopsida; Poales; Poaceae
Product: ABC transporter G family member 28
Biological process (GO): transmembrane transport
Cellular component (GO): membrane
Molecular function (GO): ATP hydrolysis activity; ATP binding; ABC-type transporter activity
Source: RefSeq, a predicted model, not a curated record
AUUAAUAGAUAACUCGUCAUGCCGCAUCCUCCUUGAACUCAGUCACUUCUGGAUAAGCUUCCUUUAGUAGAUUAAUUUCCUUAACCGAAUAUAGUAAGAAUCUGACAACUGGCGACUUGAUAACUCUCAUCGGCUGAUCCCAGGACUCUGAAGCUAACACUGACUCUAGGCCGAUGGUGACUUCUGUCUUACCAAAUUUUGGUGUUAACACAUACAACUUAAAAUUCAACUUUUAUAAGUUGUAACAAAAAUAACAAAUUUAACUAUGAAUGUUAUAACUAUGAAUAUACGUAUACUAAUCAGAGUUUGAUUUGUUAUUUUUGUUACAACUUGUAGAAGUCGAAUUUGAACUUGCAUGUUUGUGGGGUGAUAUAUUACAUAUGAAUCUAUCUUGCCAAAUUUUUUGAAUUUUUUUCAUACCUAUUUAGUUGACAUGCAACAAAUGGGUGGAUGUCUCUUGGUGAUUAAAAGUGUUUCCCUGUGCACGUGGGCGUUUGAGUGAGGAGGGGGAAAUUGGGGGGCGGCCGGCGGCCGGGUGCCCGCAAGUGUCGGCGCGCAAGUCUCGCCACAGCCACAGCGAGAACCCGCAUUCGUCGCUCCGACGACAUGGGUCAGCAUGCACAUGCUCCUCCUCCUCCUCCUCCUCUUCCAAUGCUAUCGCCAUCGCCAUCUCCGUGCUGCCUACAGCUAGCUUAUCGAUCGGCAUGGGCAUGGCGGCCGUCCUGCUCCUCUCCUUUCUCCUCUUGGCCGCCCCCGCCGCGGCCAUCAAUAUCCUCCGGCGCUCCCUCGCCGCGCAGACCAAAGGAGACCUCGCCUCCAUCACCGCUGGGAACCCCCUCGUCGCCAAUGCCAUGAACGACCGCCUCAAGAACCUCACCGACGCAUUUGCUCAGCAGAUGGGCAAGGAGUUCCACUACUGCAUCAAGGACACGGACGACGAGUGGAAUAUCGCCUUCAAUUUCUCCACUGAUCCCACCUUCCUCUCCAACUGCAUGCAGGCCACCGAUGGAGACGUACCGCAGCGUGUGUGCACCGCCGCUGAGAUGAAGUUCUACUUUGAAAGCUUCCUCGACAGCAAUGGAAGAAAGAACUACGUGAGGCCCAACAAGAACUGCAACCUCACAUCAUGGAUGGAUGGCUGUGAGGCUGGCUGGGCAUGCAGUGCAGGCCCGGACCAGAAUAUCAACUUGCAGGAUGCCGUCAACUUCCCUUCCAGAACACUUGAUUGCCGAGGCUGCUGUGCUGGAUUCUUCUGCCCUCACGGCCUCACUUGCAUGAUACCUUGCCCUUUGGGAGCAUACUGUCCAGAAUCUACCUUAAACAAAACCACCGGGAUCUGUGACCCAUACAACUAUCAGCCACCUCCUGGGAAGCCGAAUCAUACUUGUGGUGGUGCUGAUAGAUGGGCAGAUGUUGUUAGCACCGAUGAUGUUUUCUGCCCAGCCGGCUUCUACUGUCCAAGCACUAUAAAGAAACUCUCUUGUAGUAGUGGUUUCUAUUGCAGGAAGGGAUCAACUUCCCAAACCAAAUGCUUCCACAAGGGCAGCUGUAAACCAAACUCUGUAAAUCAGGACAUUACAAUAUUUGGUGCAUUGCUUGUGGGUGCCUUGAGUUUAGUACUGUUGAUCAUUUACAACUUCUCAGGGCAACUUCUGACCAACCGAGAGAAAAAGCAAGCAAAAUCUAGGGAGGCUGCAGCAAGACACGCAAAAGAGACUGCCAUGGCUCGUGAAAGGUGGAAAUCAGCUAAAGAUGUUGCCAAGAAGCACGCCGUUGGGCUGCAGUCAUCGCUGUCCCGCACAUUCUCGCGCAAGAAAACUCUUAGGACACACGAGCCAUCCAAAGGAGCGGUUGAAACUGAUGUGGAGCCAUCGAAAGGAUCAGGAGAAAAGAAGAGUAAUCUUACUGACAUGAUGCGCUCGCUUGAAGAGAACCCGGAAAAAGGAGAAGGCUUCAAUGUGGAAAUAGGAGAAAAAAAGAAAACUAAAGGGAGGCAUGCACACACUCAGAGCCAAAUUUUCAAGUAUGCAUAUGGACAGAUUGAGAAGGAAAAGGCAAUGGAACAGCAGAAUAAAAAUCUGACCUUUUCAGGUGUGAUAUCUAUGGCCACCGAUGAAGAUAUCAGGACAAGACCUAGAAUUGAGAUUGCUUUCAAAGACCUUACUCUAACCUUAAAGGGGAGUAAGAAAAAACUGUUAAGGUCUGUGACCGGAAAGCUUAUGCCUGGUCGGGUAGCUGCUGUGAUGGGCCCAUCAGGUGCAGGGAAGACCACAUUCUUGAGUGCAAUUGCAGGUAAGGCAACUGGAUGCGAGACAACAGGUAUGGUACUUAUCAAUGGGAAAAUGGAACCCAUCCGUGCGUACAAGAAAAUCAUUGGCUUUGUCCCACAAGAUGACAUUGUCCAUGGGAACUUGACUGUUCAGGAGAAUCUUUGGUUUAAUGCACGAUGCAGGCUUUCUGCUGACAUGUCAAAAGCUGACAAGGUUCUUGUUGUGGAAAGAGUUAUCGAGGCUUUGGGACUGCAAGCAGUUCGUGAUUCUUUGGUUGGAACUGUCGAACAGCGUGGCAUCUCUGGUGGCCAGCGUAAACGAGUAAAUGUUGGGCUAGAAAUGGUCAUGGAACCCUCUGUGUUGAUUUUAGAUGAGCCAACGUCUGGUUUGGACAGCUCUUCGUCUCUGCUUUUACUUCGUGCACUACGGCGGGAAGCUCUUGAAGGUGUGAACAUCUCUAUGGUGGUUCAUCAACCCAGCUAUACAUUGUAUAAGAUGUUUGAUGAUUUGAUACUUCUCGCGAAAGGUGGCUUGACGGUUUACCAUGGACCUGUGAAGAAAGUGGAGGAAUACUUUUCAGGAUUGGGGAUUGUUGUCCCAGAUCGUGUGAACCCGCCAGACUACUACAUAGACAUCUUGGAGGGAAUUGUGAAGCCAAACGCAAAUGUUGCAGUUAAUGCCAAAGAUCUCCCUCUGCGAUGGAUGCUGCACAAUGGGUAUGAAGUUCCACGGGAUAUGCUGCAGAGUGGUUCUGAUGCAGAAUCGUCGUUUAGGGGAGGAGGGGAUCUUACCCCUGGCGGUGACACUGGGCAGUCUAUUGCUGGUGAAGUGUGGGGCAAUGUCAAGGACAUAGUUGGGCAGAAGAAGGAUGAGUAUGAUUACAACAAAUCUUCUCAAAACUUAUCUAAUCGAUGCACUCCUGGCAUUCUCAGGCAGUACAAGUACUACCUGGGGAGGUGUGGCAAGCAAAGGCUCCGUGAAGCUAGAAUACAAGGCGUUGACUAUCUGAUCCUGGGCCUUGCUGGUAUAUGUCUAGGGACAUUAGCUAAAGUGAGCGACGAGACGUUUGGAGCACUCGGUUACACAUACACUGUCAUUGCCGUCUCUCUGCUGUGCAAGAUUGGAGCGCUGAGAUCAUUCUCUCUGGAGAAGAUACACUACUGGAGGGAGAGAGCAUCUGGAAUGAGCUCGUUGGCGUACUUCAUGUCGAAAGACACAAUAGAUCACUUCAACACGAUCAUCAAGCCGAUCGUUUACCUGUCCAUGUUCUACUUCUUCAACAACCCAAGGUCGUCGAUAUGGGAGAACUACGUAGUUCUUGUGGCGCUGGUGUACUGCGUGACAGGGAUCGGCUACACAUUUGCGAUAUUCUUCCAGCCAGGAUCGGCACAGCUGUGGUCAGCGCUGCUUCCGGUAGUGCUGACUCUGAUAGCAACGCAGCAGAAGGACACCUUCUUCGCGAACCUGUGCUACACCAAGUGGGCGCUGGAAGGGUUCGUGAUCGCGAAUGCGCAGAGGUACUCGGGCGUGUGGCUCAUAACGCGAUGCGGCUCCCUCCUCAAGAGCGGCUACGACAUCAACGACAGGUUCCUCUGCAUUCUCGUCCUCGCCGCCAACGGUGUCCUCUUCCGCUGCGUCGCCUUCUUCUGCAUGGUCAUCUUCCAGAAGCACUGAUGCCUGCCUGCCUGCCUGUCUCCUCUACUGUACAUCUAUCUCCAUCUAUUAUACUCUCUCUAGUACUACUGUACUUUCUACUCUCUAGCUAGCUAGCAGCAGCAUCUGUGAGCAUGUACUGUACUUGUGUAUCCUACUAAUGAAUCCUAGCUAAGCUAGUAGAUCGAUCCUAUCCUAUGUAAGAUCUUACGAGUUGACAAAAAAAAAGGAAAGGAAUGGCCCAUUUAAGUA